AUGUCUCCGAGCGUCGUUAACUGCCAUCAGAUCACUUGUCCUGUCGUACAUCAGUAUGACAAAUCUCUCACAGAGAUUGAGAUUAUUGCCGGUCAGUUCUAUGGUAUAGAUAAGGUCAGCUACACGUACAAUAUUAGACAUGAUCCAAUUCGUCAGCAAGAAGGAUUAAAGGACUCAAGUGCAGGAAUGAGCGCCUUUAAAAAUGUCGUAAGUGUAGCCAUUGCGUUGGUUUGUCUUAUCAGAACAGGAAGUUGUCUUCACAAUGGCACCGAUCAUGGACCCCGUCCACCACCACCACCACCCACGACAAGCCAUGCGAAUACACAAAGCCCCGAUGAUGGCCUAUCUGGUGCAGAGAUAGCCGGCAUCGUGAUUGGCUGCGUUACCGCCCUCGCGGCCAUCGUUGGAACAGUUUGUGGAGUCAGGGCGAUCCGCAAAUGUAGUAUUAAAAAAGAAGGAUCGCAUGGAAUAAGCAACAGUUGUUGUGCUUGUAUAAUAAACAUUGUAAACAAGCAGCAUCCAUCCACUGAAAACCCGCCGCCCACUAAAAAACCACCACCGUAUAAGGAGUAGCCGGCAUCGUGAUUGGCUGCGUUACCGCCCUCGCGGCCAUCGUUGGAACAGUUUGUGGAGUCAGGGCGGUCCGCAAAUGUAGUAUUAAAAAAGAAGGAUCGCAUGGAAUAAGCAACAGUUGUUGUGCUUGUAUAAUAAACAUUGUAAACAAGCAGCAUCCGUCCACUGAAAACCCGCCGCCCACUAAAAAACCACCACCGUAUGAGGAGAGCAUCAAUGUCUGUAACAACUGAUUAUAUUUAUAAGAGCUUACUACUAUCUCCUUCUAUAUGUAACAUAAUAUUUGGUUGUAUGCAUCUUAUGUUUAUCUUUGAGCUUUUACUUUUUGUUUGUUGUCUUUUGAUUGUAUACUUUUUUAUUUAGAUUUUUUCGCAGAUUUCAAAAAUACUUGUUUUUAAAGAGCUGAGUAAAGUUUGUGUAUUACAUCGAAUACGUAAUGCUAUGAAGUUGAAUAGUCAUGCUAUUAAAAACAUUUGUUCUUUUA
Messenger RNA from Dreissena polymorpha, 1057 nucleotides. RefSeq lists its product as uncharacterized. The record is from RefSeq and is a predicted model, not a curated record. The coding region runs from base 1 to 573 and encodes 190 amino acids. NCBI's taxonomy places the organism in Eukaryota, Metazoa, Mollusca, Bivalvia, Myida, Dreissenidae. The transcript has 5 exons.